AUGGCCGCCGCCGGAUUUGUUUUUCAGAGGCAGGUUGCUAUCAACCGCGGAGAUCUUCAUGAUGAAAUUCACAUGACUCAACCAAGAGGUUUUGAAUUGGUGGCUCACAAGUGGUCUGAUGUUAGUCUUUUUGUGAGAAAAACAAAAGAUUCAAUCACUUUUAUGCUUGUGUAUGUGGAUGACAUUGUCAUCACAUGUUCCUCAUCAAACACAAUUAGUAGUAUUAUUCAGCAGCUAAACAAGACUUUUGUACUUAAAGACAUGGGCUCCCUUCACUAUUUUCUUGGUAUAGGAGUAACAAAGACAUGUGAUGGAGGAAUGGUGCUAUCACAGACCAAGUAUAUCAAGGAUAUUCUUCUAAAGGCAUCAAUGCAAGACUACAAAGCUGUUCCAACUCCAAUGACAUCAAAUCUGACACUGACUUCCACAGAUGGCGAGGUGUUCAAUAAUCUAAGUUUGUAUCGGUCUGUUGUAGGUAGUCUUUAA
This is a messenger RNA of Arachis ipaensis, 486 nucleotides long. NCBI's taxonomy places the organism in Eukaryota, Viridiplantae, Streptophyta, Magnoliopsida, Fabales, Fabaceae. The record is from RefSeq and is a predicted model, not a curated record.